AUCUUCUGUUUGCAAGACUGCCUGUGCAAACUGUUUCGGAUAAUCUUGAUCUCAGAGAUGACUCGCGUCUUAGAAGCCUGGAUAUAAGAUGUAUACGGAGCUUAAAUGGAUGCAGAGUUACUGAUGAAAUACUGCAUCUAGUACCAAAUAAAGAGAACUUCCAGCUCACACUCCGUGCAAUUAAACUGUGGGCAAAACGACGUGGUAUUUAUUCCAACAUGCUGGGAUUUCUUGGUGGGGUUUCUUGGGCAAUGCUAGUAGCAAGAACAUGUCAACUCCAUCCAAAUGCAUUGGCUUCUACUCUUGUGAACAAGUUCUUCUUGAUUUUUUCAAAAUGGGAAUGGCCAAAUCCUGUACUGCUGAAACAACCUGAAGAGAAUAAUCUUAAUUUACCAGUAUGGGAUCCUAGGGUCAACCCAUCAGACAGGUACCAUGUAAUGCCUAUCAUCACCCCAGCCUAUCCACAGCAGAACUCUACAUACAAUGUAUCUACAUCAACACGAGCUGUAGUGGUAGAGGAACUCAAACACGGUCUCGCAGUUACAAAUGAGAUUCUCCAAGGAAAGUCGGAUUGGCCAAAGCUCUUUGAACAACCAAAUUUCUUUCAGAAAUACAAACAUUAUAUUGUACUGACUGCUAGCACCUAUACUGAAGAGCAUCACUUAGAAUGGGUUGGCCUUGUUGAAUCUAAAAUUCGCGUGCUUGUUGGAAACUUGGAAAGGAAUGAAUUUAUAAAUAUUGCACAUGUAAAUCCGCAGUCUUUCCCUGGCAACCAAGAACACUGUAAACAGAGUCGCUAUGUGUCAAUGUGGUUUCUGGGAAUCAUAUUUAGGAAAUUGGAAAAUACAGAAAGUACUAAGAUUGAUUUAACGUAUGAUAUACAGUCAUUCACAGAUGCAGUUUACAGGCAAGCAAACAACAUUAACAUGCUAAAGGAAGGUAUGAAGAUUGAGACAGCUUAUGUGAAGAGAAAGCAUCUCCAUUAUUUUUUGCCUGCAGGAACCUUACAAAAAAGAAAGAAGCAAAGCAUACUAAAUAUUAGUCAAAAUGCUACUGGGCUUCGGUGCAAAAGGGCCUCUUCAAAUGAAAGCUUGAACAGUUCGAGAGAUGACAACUCCAGAACAUCAUAUAAUUCCUCUUCAUUAAAUAUGUUAUCUAAAUUGGACACUUCUACAGCAGAGAUGGAAAGAAAUGCCACAAUUUGGAGAAGGAAUGGUACUAACAAUAGAGAGAAGAUGACUCAUGUAGCUGUGUCACCAGUGUCCAAGGGAAUCUCCAUUCCAGUUAUUGGUUCAAAAAUGGAGGCUGCAGUUGCCAUAAGAACAUCAGGACCUCCAUCUGACUGCACCAUUCCUACAGUAAUAGGACAUAACACAGUUUCUCAACUUAGAACACGUUUUGUCCACGGACAUCAUGAACUAAGUGGGACUCAAAUUACGACUUCAAAGAGCGCUGCACCUAAGCGACCCCAUUCACCUGCUUCAAAAGAAUGUUCUAAGAGAUUAAAAGACAGAGAAAAGUUAAUUGGCCAGGAUUCAGCCUUCAAAGAUGAUGGUAAUCCAGAAGAUGUAAAGAGAAGAUCUACAGAAAAUGUUGGCCUUGGAGGAAAAAACAGGCUGAUUGCAAGUAUUGACACAUCAAGGUCACAGAGGCUCUGCAGUGAAGAACUACCAGAUUCUUCAUCUCCUGUUCCAACAAAUGGUAUUCGUAUUAUUAAAAGAUCCAUCAGACUUACCCUUAACCAGUAACCAGCAUCUUCAGGUAUUGUAAGAAACUCCUCUGUGUAGAUUUUACAAGAUCACUUGCUGCUGAGUCACUGGCUAUGGAAAUCAUACUGCUAUUUUUAAGUAGUACUGGUUUAGGCACUUGCUUCCUUUGGAACUGCUUCAUGUGUACUCUUGUAGUAGCUGUACUUAAGUCUUUUUAAAAGUCUUAAUCACUAGCUGAAACAGACUUUUGUAAAAAAAUAAAAAAAAAAAACACAAACAGCUUGUCUUGUGACUUGGAUUCAGAAUGUAUGUAAACAGGGUUGACUAGUCACUGCAACCACAUUGUGGCUUCAAGUAUGUAGGUAUGUGCUUAUAUUCAUGUGUGCUUUCCUAGUUGAUGUGGAUGUAUUGUUCUUAUCUUAAAGUAUUUUCCAGUUUGGCACAUACACCCCUGUGCAUUUGUCACAAUAAUGCUCAAUUUUGUACAGGCAGUAGUUUUCAACUGUCUAGCACAGCUGUGUACUACGCACCUAUUGUCUCUCAUAGAGGCCCAUAAAUCUUCACUAUUGAAGAAAAUGCAAUAGGACUCUAAAUAGUUACGUGUAGCAGUCUUAAAUCUGGCUCUAUAAACAUUUAUAACACUUCUUACCCAGUUAAGUGCAUUAGAGUUUUUUGGGGGUGGAAAGAAAUUAUAACUAUUGAUUAAAAAAGAACAAUCUUAUGCUAUGUUUCUACUGUAAUUUCUUUAUAAUCUGGUAUUUUUUGUAAAUGAAGUUGAAUGUCUUUUCCAGAGUAUUUUUGUAUGUAUUGUAAAUACUAUCUUCCAAAGAAAUCUAAAAUUUCGGUCUCUUGUUUCCAUAUUUAUGAAAAUGAAAAGUUCUUUUUAAAAAUUUCAAGCCAAAGGUGUGGGCAGGGGAGACAGGGACAAACACAGUGUUCUGCAAAAUGACAGUUGUGCUAGAGUCAACUUGAGUCAAUAGUGCUGCUCCACUACUGUUGAUGUUUUCCUGUCUUGAAUUAAUACACCCUGAGUGAAUAGUGCAGCUUGUGAUGUGAGUUGACAGCUGGUGUUCCAGUUUGCUAUUUGGACAGUAGAUACUCCUCUUAAAUGGAGUGCUUGUCUUACAGCAAUUCUGAGCUUUGAUCAUCUUUAGCAUUCAUAUGAAAUCUCAGUAACAAAACUUAAGGACCCUACAAAUCUUGUGAAAUCUUCCUUCUCUAACAUUAUCCUACUGCUGGUUUUCCAAACUUGCGGAGAGAGUA
Meleagris gallopavo (turkey) is the source of this 2972-nucleotide messenger RNA. It is a transcript of the gene PAPOLG, whose product is annotated as poly(A) polymerase gamma. The record is from RefSeq and is a predicted model, not a curated record. Gene Ontology annotation, molecular function: poly(A) RNA polymerase activity; RNA binding. Lineage: Eukaryota; Metazoa; Chordata; Aves; Galliformes; Phasianidae. Gene Ontology annotation, biological process: RNA 3'-end processing. Gene Ontology annotation, cellular component: nucleus.